CCCAGAUCCAGUCCAUCGUCUAGUCAUGCGCAAAGCGCCCCCGAACAGAAGAGCUUCUUUUCUUUUCUCUCCGCUUUCUUCUCUUCUCUUCUCUUCUCUAGUCGGAUCCGUUUCACUCUCCCAACUAGCAGCCAUGGUGUCCCCCCGAUCUCUCCUCCUCCUCCUCCUUCUCGCCUCCCCAUUCCUCCUCCUCCUCCUCCACGCAUCCUCCGACGAGGACCUCGACUACAUCAUCCACAACGCCGCCGCUGACGACCUCCCCGCCGACGACGAAUGGCUCCAAGAGGGCUCCGACGACGACCAGGAAGAGUCAGACCCCUUCCACCAAGGCGAUAUCGACGAGACCCACGUCUUCCUCCUCACCGCCGCCAACUUCUCCGACUUCCUCUCCUCCCGCCGCCACGUCAUGGUGGAGUUCUACGCGCCCUGGUGCGGCCACUGCCAGGCGCUCGCCCCGGACUAUGCCGCCGCCGCCUCCCAACUCGCCCUCCUCCACCAGGAUGUCGUCGCCCUCUCCAAGGUUGACGCUACCGAGGACGCCGACCUUGCCCAGAAGUACGACGUCCAGGGAUUCCCCACCAUCCUCUUCUUCAUCGACGGCGUCCCCAAGGACUACACCGGAGAGAGGACCAAGGAGGCCAUCGUGGCUUGGAUCAACAAGAAGCUAGGGCCUGGAGUGCACAAUGUCACCACCGUCGACGAGGCCGAGAAGAUAAUCACCGGGGAAGACAAGGCAGUUCUGGCCUUCCUUGACUCCCUAUCGGGUGCUCACAGCAAUGAGCUUGCUGCUGCUUCAAGACUGGAAGAUACCAUCAACUUUUACCAGACUUCCAAUCCUGAUGUAGCUAAGCUUUUUCACAUUGACCCGGCAGCAAAGCGCCCAUCCGUAGUCUUGCUGAAGAAAGAGGAGGAGAAGUUGACCAUAUAUGAGGGAGAGUUCAGAGCAUCUGCCAUUGCCGAUUUUGUAUCUGCGAACAAACUUCCACUCAUUACCAUCCUCACACAGGAAACUGGCCCUUCAAUUUUUGAUAAUCCAAUCAAGAAGCAAAUUUUACUAUUUGCUGUUGCGAAUGAGUCUUCAGAAUUUCUGCCCAUCUUUAAGGAAGUAGCAAAACCAUUCAAGGGAAAGCUUUUAUUUGUCUUUGUGGAGCGAGACAAUGAGGAAGUUGGGGAACCUGUUGCCAAUUACUUCGGUAUUACUGGACAAGAAACCACAGUUCUUGCUUACACUGGGAAUGAAGAUGCUAAGAAAUUUUUUCUUGAUGGUGAAAUGUCACUUGACAACAUUAAGAAAUUCGCUCAAGAUUUCCUGGAGGACAAGCUUACACCAUUCUACAAGUCUGAGCCAAUACCCGAACCUAAUGAUGAGGAUGUCAAAAUUAUUGUUGGCAAGAAUCUAGAUCAAAUAGUUUUGGAUGAAUCAAAAGAUGUCCUUCUGGAGAUAUAUGCACCAUGGUGUGGACAUUGUCAGUCACUGGAGCCUACCUACAAUAAGCUAGCCAAACAUCUCCGUGGCAUCGACUCUCUUGUAAUCGCCAAGAUGGAUGGCACAACCAAUGAGCAUCCUCGUGCCAAGCCUGAUGGAUUCCCCACGAUACUCUUCUAUCCAGCUGGGAAGAAAAGCUUUGAGCCUAUGACUUUUGAGGGGGACCGGACGGUAGUAGAGAUGUACAAGUUCAUCAAGAAGCAUGCUAGCAUCCCUUUCAAGUUGAAGCGCCCAGACUCAUCAGCGGCACGGACCGAGAGGGCUGAGAGCUCAGGUUCGACUGAGGGCGAGAAGAGCUCUGGUUCAAACCUGAAGGAUGAAUUGUAGGACAGUAACCGUUGAGCUACUCAAUGCUGGCUACAAGUUUUGAGGUGCUGCGGUCGAUAGUCCUUUUUCUAGAGAAAGCAGGAAGCGGGGAAGUAAUAUCUAGGUUUUGUUGUUAGAGUGGUCAGCUCGAGCAGUUGGAAGUGCAAGUCCAGAACACAGAAUAUUAGAAUCAAAUAAAAGCGAGAAAUCCUUUGCUUA
Molecule: messenger RNA, 2011 nt
Organism: Brachypodium distachyon (stiff brome)
Lineage: Eukaryota; Viridiplantae; Streptophyta; Magnoliopsida; Poales; Poaceae
Product: protein disulfide isomerase-like 1-4
Exons: 12
Coding region: 26-1813 (595 amino acids)
Biological process (GO): response to endoplasmic reticulum stress; protein folding
Cellular component (GO): endoplasmic reticulum
Molecular function (GO): protein disulfide isomerase activity
Source: RefSeq, a predicted model, not a curated record